CCCCACUUGCUCGAGAGACGCCGGCAAGAAAGAUGCUCUCAGCCGGAAGGGCUCCAGUAUAAGUCGCAGCCUUUUGUUAAAUAUAAAAACAAAAUCGUGAACUCCGGACGGACGGCGCCAACACCCCUGAACCGAAGUUGGGAAAGUGGAGCCAGGCGCUGAGUGAGUUGGAGGCAUCACAAUAAAGAUGGCGAUGUUAAAAACCUUUCCAAGCGGCACAAUAUUAACCCUCAGCAUCCUACUUUAUUCAGACAUUCUUAAGGCUGCUUCACUGGUACCGAACAGAUAUGAUCCGAGCACUCUGACAGAAAGAAUGUACAACUAUCCUAACCCGGAUAUGAUUAAAGCCCUAGAGUUUAUUGAGAAUUUAAGACAAAACAGUGAAGACACGUCCCUCCCAGACUAUGACGAGCGAGGUAUUUUGCGUCCCGUUCAAGAAGCCCUCCUGAGAAAGUUUGAGGAAGAUAAUGAAGAGAAUGAGCAGUCAGACACCAACAGGGAAUCUAUGGACGGGGGCAGGGCUGAUUGGGCUAAGCUUUUGCUGAAGACACUGAUGCAGACAGAGAGUAACCCCGACGCUAAUGACAACGCCUACAGCCCACUGCCGCAGGAGACUGAUGGGAACCUGCAGGAUUAUGAUGGACUCCUGCUUGAAAGCGGCCGGAGGCAAGACCUGCCAAGGAAGUACCGCGUUGCUUUGCCAGGGGACAGCUACAGAAUCAAUCCCUACAAACGCACCAAUGAGAUUAUAGAGGAAGAGUAUACUCCUCAAAGCCUUGCCACGCUGGAGUCUGCUUUCCGUGAGCUCGGGAGACACACCGAGCCGUCCAGGCAACAGGAGAGGCUGCAGGAAGAGCACUUCGGGAGAGACGAGGAAGAUGAUACCUCCCGGGACAGUGAGUUUGCCUAUGAGGACGUGGCGGAGGGAGAAGACUCGGUGGAAAUGAAGAACCGGCAUCAACAUAAAGAGGUGCAGUUUGAAGAUGAGGAAACCGAGCUGGACAGAGACUCGGAGCGGGCGGGAAUCAACGCGAGGAACCCUUUGGAUGAGCCGGAUUCCCAGGAACGGGGAAGAAUGGAGAAAGACAAGGCGGCGGACCUGAUGCUGCAGUAUUACAAGCGGCUGCAAGACCGAAUGGACGAGGAGCAGGCGAGAAGGGAGCUGGGGCCAGACAGGAACGGGGAGGCGCCGAGCAGGCAGCUCAGAGGCUCCCAGGGGGACUUGGAGCCGCGGCUCAUGGACCAGCUGGUGGACCUGUCCAACAGGCUCCAAAUCGCGCCGGAUGAGCUGCUGCAGAUAGUGCAGGGCGCGGACAGAAGGAAGCAAGCGGGGCCAGGGAGCUCGGACUGGGAAGAGCAGAGGCUGCGAGAGAGUGUCACCAGGGAGCAGGGCGCCGCGGGCACCAGCCUGGACUCUCUCAGUCCGGAAGACAUCCUGAACAUCCUGGGGCUGGAUGAUGGACACUUGCUCCAGCAGCCGGCAAGGAACCGCCCGCCCCCACCCCCGCCCGGAGCCGCCGCCGCCGCCGUCUCCCCCUUUGAAAGGUUUCCGGCGUUGGGCUCCAGCGAGGGCACGGGCCGUGGUGGGGAGCAACUGGCCAGGUACCUGCAGAGGCUGCUGGCGGCCGGCUCAGCCCCCGUGGGCGGACGGCGCCCGGAGGCAGGCGGCGGCGGCUCCCGGGAACCGCUCAGCGACCUCCUGCACGGCGUCAGCCCGAGGAAAGCGGCGGAAAUGUUGGCGCUCAUCAGUCAGCUCCCCGGGCUUACAGGCGGCGAUGACCGCGCCCCUCGAACCCAGCAGGAUGGCGAAGAUUCCUCGCUAAUGAUCCACAAACUGGCGGAAUUGUUAAACCGGCAGAAGGAUAACCGAGACGGCUCUGUGAAGGAAUUAAACAGAGGAAUGCUCGCCCUUCCUGAUUAAACAGUGUUACUGAAGAGUAAAGGUUUAUUUGUGUCUGUGAGCAAGUGGAACUUGCUCUGAUUGACAUUCCUACUUAGCUAAGGUGUCUCUAGUUAAGAUUGAUGGACAAUGACGAUUAAUAAAACCUCUUUAUUUGUGUGAAGUAAGUCGUUGCAAUGAGUCGUUUCACCAUUAUUUCAGCAGUGAAAAUAUUUACUUUUUCAUCUUGAAGCUGUUUCAAACCUUGAAGUGUGCAAGCAUCCCUUUGGUUCGAACAUUUGCCCAUUCUUAGCUGUUGGUAGAAACGCGUCCUUGGUUGAUUUAUAUUUAAAAAAUACAUUUUUUUUUCUUAACUGACCCAAAGGAGAUGGUUAUUGUCUUGCGGUUCCUUGUGAAAA
Molecule: messenger RNA, 2298 nt
Organism: Hemiscyllium ocellatum (epaulette shark)
Lineage: Eukaryota; Metazoa; Chordata; Chondrichthyes; Orectolobiformes; Hemiscylliidae
Product: secretogranin-2-like
Exons: 3
Coding region: 188-1921 (577 amino acids)
Cellular component (GO): secretory granule
Source: RefSeq, a predicted model, not a curated record